AUGGUGAAACUGAAGGAGUUUUUCCUGCUUGGUCCCGCAGAGGCAGGGGAGGACGAGCGGCUGCUCAAGGAUCUUCUCGCUUCUUCUUCUUCUUCAGAUAAGGAAGCCCUUGCUAUGUCUGCAGGAGUGGAUGAAGAGAAUACAGAGACACAGUCCGAUGAAUCUACUAAGGGGGAUUGUGACUACGCCGGGUCUGUAAUCGAAGCCACCGUAUCGAGUGAAGAUCUCAAUGAUAGGCAUGGCAGUGCCGGUGACAGCAACAACCAAUGUGCUGAAUCUGAUGGUGCUUGCUAUCAAGUGCCUGAAACGGGCUCUGAGAGCAGCAACGUUGAGUGCGCUGAUGAAGUGCCUCAAAUCAGAUCCAAGAGCAGUAAUGAUGAAGAUAGUGCUGAUGAAAUGCCGGGAACCCUCUCCAAGAGCAGUAGCAAUGACAGCAGUGAGUGUGCUGAUCGGAGCUCUCCGCGAGCUGUGCUAGAUAUCUCAGUAUCUGGUAGCAUGGACUCGGAUGACAGUGUCUCAGUCGAGCAGUCAGCAGAGUCAAACCAUAAUGUGCAGUGGAGGAACCUGAUCAGCAGUCUAAUACUUAGGAGAAAGAAGUCCAUGGGCAGAGCAGUGACGUUCCCUCAGAGAUCCAAGAGCAGAGGGCUUAGAGGGUACCUGGAGAGAAUGCGGAGUGGUAAGAACCAAAAGGACUGCAGUGCCAUUGCUCCUGAGAUCCUCCCUGAGAUUGGGAAAUGGAGGCCAUCAUGGCGAAGCUUUGACUACAACGAGCUUUGUGCUGCAACUGACAGUUUUAGUUCAGAGAAAAUGAUUGGGAAGGGAGGGCAUGCCGAGGUAUACAAAGGCCAGCUUGCUGAUGGACAAUGUGUGGCAGUGAAGAGAUUAACAAAAGGCGGUAACAAAGAGGACAGAGUUAGCGAUUUCUUAUCUGAGCUUGGAAUAAUAGCCCAUGUUAACCACCCAAACGCAGCACAGCUCUUGGGGUUCAGUGUGGAAGGGGGUUUGCACUUGGUUCUUCAGUUUUCACCUCACGGAAGCCUUGCUUCUGUUCUACAUGGUACAAAGGAGCCCCUGAAGUGGAAAGUCAGGUUCAACAUUGCACUUGGAAUUGCUGAAGGGCUGCUUUAUCUACAUGAAGGCUGCCAUCGCCGCAUAAUUCACAGAGACAUCAAGGCAUCUAAUAUCCUUUUAACUGAAGACUACCAACCUCAGAUAUCAGAUUUUGGGCUUGCAAAGUGGCUCCCUGACAAAUUGACCCAUCAUGUUGUGUAUCCCAUUGAAGGCACAUUCGGGUAUAUGGCCCCAGAAUACUUCAUGCAUGGGAUCAUAAAUGAGAAGACCGAUGUGUUCGCAUAUGGAGUUCUACUUCUUGAACUAGUUACCGGGCGGAAAGCGGUGGACUCAUCCAGACAGAGCCUAGUGAUAUGGGCAAAACCGCUGCUUGAUGCGAACAACAUCAAAGAGCUGGUGGAUCCUUCCCUCGGCAACGAGUAUGACCCUGAAGAGAUGGUGUACACCCUAGCAGUGGCAUCCUUGUGCAUUCACCACAGCUCAACCACGAGGCCUAGUAUGAAAUCGGUAGUCUGUUUCUUGAAGGGAGACCGGGAGUCACUUGAGCUAGUGAGAAGGCCUAAAAUCGUGAAGCCCCUGAUGUUUGACUCAUGCGAUUCAGAAGAUUACACGCGCUCGAGUUACCUCAACGAUCUCAACCGGCACAAGCAGCUCGCAUUAGAGCAGUGA
Messenger RNA from Miscanthus lutarioriparius, 1740 nucleotides. The record is from the annotation of a GenBank genome assembly. NCBI's taxonomy places the organism in Eukaryota, Viridiplantae, Streptophyta, Magnoliopsida, Poales, Poaceae.